This is a messenger RNA of Nematocida ausubeli, 1671 nucleotides long. RefSeq lists its product as uncharacterized. The transcript has a single exon. The coding region runs from base 1 to 1671 and encodes 556 amino acids. NCBI's taxonomy places the organism in Eukaryota, Fungi, Microsporidia. Gene Ontology annotation, molecular function: RNA binding; pseudouridine synthase activity. Gene Ontology annotation, biological process: pseudouridine synthesis. The record is from RefSeq and is a predicted model, not a curated record.
AUGAAAGAAAAACGAAAUAUGCACGUGACUGGAGCAAAAAAAGAUGAAAAUAAUGCAGUGACUGCAGUGAGAAUGCCAUGGUACAUAUACGAGCACAGGGCGUAUACUAAGGAGAGAUGGGUUGGGUGCAAAUUACUUGAUGUUUUGUCGAAUGAAUUUAAGAGAAGAAGUUCUUUGUACUUUCAGAAGGCAAUUGAGGCAGGCAGCAUCCAUGUGAAUGCACAGAGUGUAGAUAUUUCAUAUAUCUUAAAGCAUGGGGAUCUAAUCACACAUACAACGCACAGACAUGAACCCCCUAUUCCAACGGAUAAAAUAGAUAUAAUUUAUGAAAAUAACGACAUUUUAGUAGUAGAUAAGCCAUCUGGUAUACCAUGUCACCCUAACUCAAGCUACAAUAAGAACAGUCUAACAGAGAUACUUAAGCAAAGAAUGGGACUUAACUUCAUCUCAGCACAGAAUAGACUAGAUAAACAGACAUCAGGGAUUGUGAUUCUUGCUAAGAACUCACAGGCAGCAGUGGAAUACCACAAGAAAAUGGCAGAAAGAGAAGGAAUAAAGAUAUAUCUGUGCAAAGUGCGUGGUGAAUUCCCAGAGCAUGAAAUAAUUGUAGAUCUACCACUAGCCAUUUCCAGGAAAACAUGCACUACAACAAUACACCAAAUAGACGGAGUAUUCCAAGGGAAGAAGAGUACAACCAUCUUCAGACGAAUCCCACAGAAUACAGCAGCAGGAGAAAGCAUCUUAGCAUGUGGACUUGUCACAGGAAGAACUCACCAAAUAAGAGUCCAUCUCCAGGCAAUUGGAUUUCCCAUAGUGGAUGAUAUGGUUUACAGUCAGCCAUACAUAGAAAGUGACCUAAUUAAUGAUCUGUUAAAAAUCCAAGAUAAUGAAAUUGUCGUUGAAAAAGAUCAAAAUGAAGAGAAGCAUACUCUAGAUAUAAACAAGAAAUUAGAUAUAUCUCAUGAUAAAACCACAGAAGAAGACUCUAUAAGAAGUAGUCCUAUCCCAGAGAAAAUUAAAAGAAGAAUUGUAGUGCAAGAGAAUAAAACCAGUGAAAUUAUAGAAGAGAAAGAAGAAAACUGCCAUAUCACAACAGAAAAGACUCAAAAGAAUGAAAGGACAGGUGCAGGGAAUUGUAAAUCACCAGAUGUCAUAGUAAAAAAAGAAGAGAACAACCUACACACAGAAGUUAAUGAAUUUGAAAAUAUUCCAGCACAAGAAGUAGACAAGGAUUUGUCUAAAGAUCUAGAGGAUAAGAUAGACAGUAAUUAUAGACUAAUUAAUAGCAAGAGUAUACAUAUAACAGAGGAAGUGUACUUGAAAAUAGCAGAAUCAUGUGGUUUAUCACUGACAAACGAGUCAGUCAGUGAAUUUGUGGCAGCAGAAGACUGCAGAACUGAUGAGUUCCAGGAUGACAAGGAAUACCUUCAAGGUGUCUCAACAAAUUGUCCAUCUGAAUUUAUUGCAGAGUCAUGCAUGCACUGCAGGAAGUCAGAAGAUCUGCUUAGUAGCCUCCCUAAGUUCUCUACAUUGUCUUUGCAUGCAUGGAAAUAUUAUUUAAAGGAUAAUUCAUUUACAACAGAACUUCCAUCCUGGUGCCCAGAAGAAAUAGAUAGUUCUGUUUGGGAGGGAAUAGAGGCAACAAAGAGCAAGUUAUGCCACUAUAUAUAA